Neocloeon triangulifer is the source of this 1122-nucleotide messenger RNA. Its product is annotated as enoyl-CoA delta isomerase 2-like. The coding region runs from base 154 to 951 and encodes 265 amino acids. The transcript is spliced from 5 exons. Lineage: Eukaryota; Metazoa; Arthropoda; Insecta; Ephemeroptera; Baetidae. The record is from RefSeq and is a predicted model, not a curated record.
UCGGCGCGGUGUCGAUUUACAGAUUGUUCAGAGUCAGCUGUGUGUUGUUGUCCUUCAUUCGGCUCCAAAGGUGGGCCCAGCAAUGAUAAACAAAAUCAGAUUUGCCACGAAAGUAAUCAAGAGAGAGGAAUUAAGUGAUAAGUGCGCUUCGAAAUGGGAGUCACGAGCUACCCGGGGGUCAAAGUCACCCUGAACGACGGCCUCAGGGUCAUUCAACUCAACAACCCCAAGAAGAAAAACGCACUUAGCCUGGAUGUUUACGAAAGUGUGACUCGGGCGCUGCAGGAGGCGGCGGCCGACCCUGAGACGCACGUGACCGCCCUGACAGGGUCAGGUGACUUUUACUCGAGCGGCAACGACCUUUCGUCGACCACCGAUGGACUCAUGUCUGGCGACGGCGACGAAAUCAUGACCAAGAUCAAACAGGCCGCCCAGACUUUAAAGCGAUUCGUGGACGCGUUCAUCGAGUUUCCAAAGGUGUUGGUGGCGGUCGUGAAUGGGCCGGCGUUCGGCAUCGCCGUCACCACCCUGGCCCUGUGCGACGUCGUCUACGCCACCCCCACCGCCACCUUCAACUGCCCCUUCGUCAAACUCGCCUUCACCCCCGAGGGCUGCUCCUCGCACACCUUUCCCAAAAUCAUGGGACACAGUCUGGCGUCCGAGGUGCUAUUUUUCAACCGGGUGUUGAGCGCCGAGGAGGGUCUGCGGUGCGGUCUCGUGUCCAGGGUCAGCGCCGACCUGGACAGGGAAAUUUGGCCGUACCUGCGCAAGGUGGCCAAGGACUUCAACCACAUCGCGAUGAACUUGGGGAAGGGGAUGGUGCGGCAGUGGGACAAGGAGGACCUGCUGAGGAUCAACGCGGCCGAAGUCGAGUUGCUGCAGCAAAGGUGGACCUCGCAGGACUUUUUCGACUCGUUGAUAGCCUUUUUCGCCAAAAAAAGCAAAAUGUAGUCAACUUUUUGUUGACAAAAAGUUGUAUUUUGUGAGCCAGUAUAAGAUGUGGGCAAAUUGUUUUCUUUUUUUAAAGAAAUUCUUCCAUAAUUGUUGAUAAUAAAUAAAAUUUAUUUUUGUAAUUAUUAAGAACAUUAAAAGUAAAAAAUAAAGAUUUCAUCCUGAACAAAG